AUGGCUGCGAUGCAAGAGGAGUAUGACGCCAUGUUGCGCAACCGGACGUGGCAGCAUGUUCCCCGUCCCCGGCACGCCAACGUGAUUACCGGGAAGUGGGUCUUUAAACACAAGCUCCAUCCUGAUGGUACCCUUGAUUGCUACAAAGCGUGCUGGGUCGUUCGUGGCUUCCGACAGCGUGCUGGCAUCGACUUCACCGACACCUUUGCUCUGGUCGUCAAGCCCGGCACGAUCCGCACGGCUCCGCGCACGUGGUACCAGCGCAUCACGGCGUUUCUCCACCAGCUUGGGUUCCGCUCUACCUGCUCGGACGCCUCGCUCUUCAUCUAUCAUCUGGGCUCUGACACAGCCUGCUUGCUGCUCUAUGUUGACGACAUCAUCCUGACGGCAUGUACGGCUGGUCUCCUCAGUCAGCUCACGGCUCGUAUUCGCGCUGAGUUCACCAUCGAGGACUUGGGUCCUUUGCACUACUUCCUCGGUGUCGAGGUGGUGCACCAUCCGGAUGGCUUCUUCCUUCAUCAGCGGAAGUACGCUCACGAGCUCCUGGAGUGCGCCAGCAUGCUUAACUGCAAGCCCGCCGCUACGCCUGUUGAUACGAAGGCCAAGCUUUCUGCCACGGAUGGUUCUCCUGCUUCGGAUGCUGCUUUCUAUCGGUCUAUCAUUGGUGCUCUCCAGUACCUCACUCUAACUGGACCGGAGAUCCAGUAUGCCGUGCAGCAGGUGUGUCUUCAUAUGCAUGCUCCUCAAGACGUUCACUGGGCUGCUGUCAAGCGGAUUCUCCGCUAUAUCUGUGGCACUAUGGAUCUUGGCGUCAUGCUUCACGCCUCCGCCGACAUCGCCCUCACCGCCUACUCCGAUGCAGACUGGGCGGGCUGCCCUGACACUCGUCGCUCCACUUCAGGCUAUUGUGUCUACCUUGGACCCUCACUUAUCUCGUGGUCGUCCAAGCGGUAG
Messenger RNA from Aegilops tauschii subsp. strangulata, 954 nucleotides. The record is from RefSeq and is a predicted model, not a curated record. NCBI's taxonomy places the organism in Eukaryota, Viridiplantae, Streptophyta, Magnoliopsida, Poales, Poaceae.